GCAGGAUUAUGGGCCAUCGCCCGAGCGUCAUAUAGAGGGUUCGCAGCGCAAGGGAUGGGCGCAAAUCCAGGACACCCGGGCGGAGGCACGGAUCCUGAAAGGAGGGAGGCACGUCUACCUCAAGAUCGUGCACCGUGACGACGACGUCGCCCAGCGCAGGUUUGCCAGGGAUGUCGCGGCGGCAAAGCUGGAAAAUGGGAUCUUGGAGCUGCAAGGAGCGCCAUCGGCCGUUUGGAUCCAUCCGAACUAUGUCCUCUUGGAGGAGCUGAUUGAGCGCGAGCUGGAACAAGCCCGCUGGCACUGCUUCCAUGUCGUUGGGACUCCGGGGAUUGGGAAGAGCUACUUCGCCUUGUACUGGCUCUACAAGCUCGCGCGGCGAAAGACGCGAGUUAUCCACUGCCUCGAUCGCGAUGACCACCGUCAUGGUGGGGAUGGCGAUGACGAUGGCGAUCGAGAUAAGUGGUUUCUCUACGACUUCUCUCUCGAAGAUCCUCUUGUCUGGACCGGGCCGAGAUACUAGCAAAAGACGUCUUCCAUGGGAAUGGAGGGCUGGGACGCAGAAACUGCGUGGCUGAUCGUGGAUGGGCGCUUCAGUGCGCGAAUCCAAGCCGGGCAGGAUACCACAACUUCGCCAAAGACUUUGGCAAGCUCUGCCACCUCGAGGCGUGGUCUCUGUGCGAGCUCCUCGCGUGUAACCGGGCGCUGGAGCUGGGCUUUAGCGACGAGGAGCUGGCUGCGCGGUUUAGGAUCGCUGGAGGACUGCCCAGCCUGGUGCUUUGCAAGCAUGAGUUCAUCGAUGGCUUAGUGAUGGAUGCUGCUGCAAGCACUGUGGAUGAUCCGGACUGGGAGAGGGCCCCCGUGAGCGCCGAGAACGGCAUUCUUGUGCACUAUAAGCUCCCAAGGUGGAGCUCUGGGAGGUUAUGGGAGCGCAGCCACCUCGUCCUUGGAUCGGUGUUCAUACAGAGCCUGGCGUUUGAGAAGCUGCGGCGACGAAGGGAAGUGGAGAGCUACCUUGGACACUUCUUUGAUCUCAGAGGAACGCUGCUUUUCGAAGGAUUGGCGUCGCAGAUUUUCGAGAAGUUUGCGCUCGAGGUUCUCUCCCGGGGUGGAGCUUUCCAGUGCAAGUCUCUUGAAACCAUCACAGGUUUGGAGGAGAAACUUGUCUUGCCGAGAAGCGAUGGUGAUUUUGUGACCAAGAGUGUCGAGCUGUUCUUCCCCGCUCAAGAUCUUCGUGUUUACCGUGAGCUCCAAACGUCCAGUACAUCGCUGCGCUGUUGCUCAGGCGAUCGAGGGGUUUGAUCGGUGGCAUGUCGAGCGGGGCCCGGCGGCGCCACGGUGUUACAAGCUGGUCUUCCUCAUACCAGAUCUGAGGGACGAGCUCAUCUUUCAGGACCGGCAGGAAUACGUCCACGAAGAUUUCACUACUUGUUCCGGCCCACUGAACCGCGAUGUCAAGCAGUGCUCCAAAAGAAAAAAGGGGAAGAGAAAGACUCGUACGGAUCAUGUUAGCAAAGUCUAACAGUAUUUAUUCUUAUCUGGAAAUAAAUAUCAAAUAAGCAUUUCAGGGA
This is a messenger RNA of Selaginella moellendorffii, 1568 nucleotides long. RefSeq lists its product as uncharacterized. The transcript is spliced from 2 exons. The record is from RefSeq and is a predicted model, not a curated record. Lineage: Eukaryota; Viridiplantae; Streptophyta; Lycopodiopsida; Selaginellales; Selaginellaceae. The coding region runs from base 808 to 1299 and encodes 163 amino acids.